UGUCUACGUCCGACGCGAAGGCCGCCGAAUUCGCGCGGCUUUUCAACUUGUUCGACCGCCUAGCGUCCCGACGCGCACGAACCGCCACAACCAACACCACAAAUAAUGACCGCGAUGCACCAGCUACUCCCGCUGAGAGACAAACUCUCCUCCCCCUCCCAGACAACUUCAGCCCCGUCCUCAAAAACCUCUCCACUAUCGCCACCGCUGGGGUGCACAAGCCACACCUCGAGUACACCCGUCGUCCGCGUCGAAACACCUUGGCAUCCAUCUCCGGCUCGCGACGCGCGAGUGACAUGAGCGCCGCCUCUGCAUCGGGCGAGAGCGCCAUCUCCGAUACUGAGGGCGAUGCCGACGAGGAGUCGCUCGCGCAGUUCCCCCUGGCCGACGAGAGGAAGUACCCGUUCACGUUCAAACACAUGGUGCACAAGCUAUACCCCAAGGACGACUGGGCACGCGCGGUCAAGGAGAUGCUCGAGAAGUCGAAGAACGAAUUCAAGCCGCUUGCCGAGCAGCUUGAGGGGCAGGCCAAGGACUCCGCUCAGAAGGAGGACGACGAAGAUAUUGACGCAGGGAGGAAGGAAGAGGAAGACGGUGUAGUGCGCUUCAAGGUUCCGACGAGUCCUGGAGCCGGCCGACGAGGCAGCGUCUUCGGGGGAACGCACCAGCGCAGCCAGUCCAUCAUAGGAGGUACUUCGAGGGCAAUCAGCCCUCAGCCCACCCGCUCUCCGCGCUCUCCGGGCAGCGGCCUCCAGCCCGAGGUCCGGGCUCUCAAGAAGCGCUGCGUCGGUCGCCGGUCGUCAACGAGCGGGCCUCUGAAUGUCGCUGGACCCGCCGGCACCAUCGGCGGCGGCUGGGUGUACGCUGCGGCCAUCUCCUCUGCUGAGCAACCUACAGCAGAUACAUUUUCCUCCUUGCCGCCUGCCCCGCCCCCAUCGCCCACGACGAAGACCAGCUUCGGGAAAUACGGUGCUUUGGCUGCUGGGAAGCCCAACUUGCCCAGCACGCUCCAGGCCCGUGGGGGUGUCAAGCGUCGUGUUAGUGCAGGCAACCCUGCGACGAUGAUCCCUUUUCAGAUGUUGACGAACAAGGACAUGGAUGUAGAGAGGCAGAUCGUCCGGAAGAGGGCGAUAGUACCUGAGACGAUGGAGGAGAACAACUAGG
Messenger RNA from Cyclocybe aegerita, 1164 nucleotides. NCBI's taxonomy places the organism in Eukaryota, Fungi, Basidiomycota, Agaricomycetes, Agaricales, Hemipholiotaceae. The record is from the annotation of a GenBank genome assembly.